Molecule: messenger RNA, 878 nt
Organism: Vicugna pacos (alpaca)
Lineage: Eukaryota; Metazoa; Chordata; Mammalia; Artiodactyla; Camelidae
Product: keratin-associated protein 14-like
Source: RefSeq, a predicted model, not a curated record
GUCCCAGUCCAAGAAGUGACAUUCAAACUCAGAUCCUUCUCACAGUAACUCAGCUGAACUCACACCUCCUGUCACCAUGUCCUACAACUGCUGCUCUGGAAACUUCUCCUCUCGCUCCUUUGGGGGCCACCUGCGCUGCCGAGGCUCCUCCUGUGGCUCUUCCUACCCCAGCAACCUGGUCUACACCACGGACCUCUGCUCUCCCAGCACCUGCCAGCAGGACUCCUCUCUCCACAGCGGCUGUCAGGAGAUCUGCUCUGAGCCUAUCAGGUGCCAGACGUUCCAGGUGGAGUCCAGUCCCUGCCAGUCAUCCUGCUACCGCUGGAAGACCUCCACGCUCUGCCGUCCCUGGCAGACGACUUACUCUGGGUCUCUGGGCUUUGGCUCCAGAGGUUUUCAAUCUUUUGGUUGUGGCUUCCCGUCUCUGGGCUUUGGAUCCAGUGGUUUCCAAUCAGUGGGUUGUGGCCCCAGGGCUUUCUCAUCUGUAAGAUGGAGAUCCAGCUUUGACAGUCCAAACUACUUCUCUUCUAGGAGCUGGCAGCCUGCUUCUUUCCAACCAAUCUUUAGAUCUGGCUUCUUCUAAUCUUAUGCUUGAAAACAACACCGACUGUAUCUAGAAAUUUGAUGCAAUAUCUCCUAUAUCAAGAUCUAUACUAUCUAUUGGUCUCCUGUCCUACUGUUAGCUUACAAAUUUGACUUCUAGUGUAAUCUAUUAUAGAUUGGGAAUAAUUUGAAUACCAGUAACUGGAAAUGCAAUCAGUAAAGAAAGAUGUCAAAACUUCUUCCUUGUACUUACACAGACAUGUGACACUGAAGCACAUUUAUUUCCUAUUUCUUUCUCCUACUUAUUUUCCCUAAUGUCUCUAUUUCAAAUUUUA